Messenger RNA from Photinus pyralis (common eastern firefly), 1194 nucleotides. Its product is annotated as methylglutaconyl-CoA hydratase, mitochondrial-like. Gene Ontology annotation, cellular component: mitochondrion. Gene Ontology annotation, biological process: fatty acid beta-oxidation. Bases 258 to 1142 code for a protein of 294 amino acids. NCBI's taxonomy places the organism in Eukaryota, Metazoa, Arthropoda, Insecta, Coleoptera, Lampyridae. The transcript is spliced from 3 exons. Gene Ontology annotation, molecular function: enoyl-CoA hydratase activity. The record is from RefSeq and is a predicted model, not a curated record.
AUCAUAACAUAACCCCGAUGAUGAUGUUUGUGACAUAACCUUAAAAUCUUUUCACGAUUAAGAAUAAUUUAAUUUUCGACGUCCACGGUCUACAUUAGAGAUUUUUCAUACAUGGAAAUAAUGUUAUGAUUAUUACGCAUGCCGCCAAUACAGGGAGGAACCUAAAAUUUUUAUUUUGUUUAUUUUUUCUUAUCAGUAAUUAACUUUUGUACUUAGAUAGUGAAUUUCAUCACUUUUUUCUUGUUCGAUGUUCCAAAAUGAGGGCUCUCUCAUUUUUUCCCAAAACUUUAAAUUUGAAUAUAAUUAGGCGAACAUUUGCAACACCAGUGCAACAGGUACAACAAGUGCAAGAUGUGGACCUUAGCCAUCUAUGUGAGAAGGAUACAGGAAUCUCUGUGCUCAGUUUGAAUUGCAUACAAAACAGAAACACAAUUACUUCCAGUUUAGUCGAUAAUCUUAAUCGUGUAUUUGAUACCGUUGGUAAAUUGGACACUAAAGUUUUAAUAAUCAAAAGUAAUGUUCCGAAAAUCUUUUGCACUGGAGCAGACUUGAAAGAGAGACUUAAAAUGUCUGAACGAGACGUUGCAAGUUUUGUGAAUUACAUUCGAUCAACCCUUCAUCGACUACACCUACUACCAAUGCCAGUCAUUGCCGCUUUGGAUGGAUCAGCGUUGGGAGGCGGUUUGGAAAUGGCACUCGCGUGCGACAUUCGUGUGGCCGCUAGUAGUAUAAAACUGGGACUGGUUGAAACAAGGCUGGCAAUUAUUCCGGGUGCGGGCGGUUCAGUUCGAUUGCCACGUUUAAUCAAUCCGGCAUUGGCAAAAGAGCUGAUUUACACUGCGAAGGUGUUCGAUGGAUCCGAAGCCAAAGCUAUGGGUGUCGUCAAUCACGUGGUGGAACAGAACGAUGAUGGGAAUGCUGCAUAUUUAAGAUCUUUAGGUAUCGCUCGAGAAAUUUUACCUAACGGACCAAUAGCCUUACGCAUGGCAAAGUUUGCAAUAAACAAAGGUGUCGAAGUAGAUAUCAAUACGGCACUUUCGUUUGAAGAAGCAGCUUAUUCACAAGUUAUACCCACAAGGGACAGAAUUGAGGGACUGCGAGCAUUUGUAGAGAAAAGGCGCCCAAGUUAUACAGGAGAAUAAAAAAUUUGUUUAUAAUGGAAAUGCGUAAUUGUAAUAAACUGUUGGAAAGUGA